AGUCAUCAGUUUCACUUCAGUAAUCACUAAUCAGUAUCGCCACAUAAGUCGAGUCAGACGCUUGUGUGCAUUCAGUUAAGUAUGUUAAGGUAUUUGUCAACCUUAACUAAUACAGCAGCCGUAAAUAAAAAAUUAGUAAGAAUGACAAGUAUCCACAGUGCAUAUAAAGACGACGUUCACGAUGUACCAAUGUCUGUAAUAAUCAGGCCUUUUAUUCCCGAGUUAGACGAAAAAAAGGUGCAAUCUCUUAUGGACACUAUUCAAAAAGAAGAAGUACAGGGUAUUGUUCCUCCAAUAGACAUUAUCUGGAUUAAGGGUAGAGAGGGGGGCGACUACUACUACAGUUUCGGAGGAUGCCAUCGUUUUGCGGCGUACAAGAGACUAAACCGACCCACAAUACCAGCUAAGAUAGUUAAAUCUACUAUUGCAGACUUACAAACUUAUUUAGGUAGCAGUACACCAGACCUUAAGUGACCUUGGCAUAUAUAUUGGUGUAAAAAUAUUGAAUAGUUCAACACAUAUUAAUAAAGCACGUACGGAGUUGAUUUUAGAUUGAUGGAUGGAUG
Messenger RNA from Vanessa tameamea, 566 nucleotides. RefSeq names its product sulfiredoxin (gene Srx). NCBI's taxonomy places the organism in Eukaryota, Metazoa, Arthropoda, Insecta, Lepidoptera, Nymphalidae. Gene Ontology annotation, cellular component: cytoplasm. Gene Ontology annotation, molecular function: sulfiredoxin activity. The transcript has 3 exons. The record is from RefSeq and is a predicted model, not a curated record. Gene Ontology annotation, biological process: cellular response to oxidative stress. Bases 82 to 474 code for a protein of 130 amino acids.